Molecule: messenger RNA, 1214 nt
Organism: Amoebophrya sp. A120
Lineage: Eukaryota; Dinophyceae; Syndiniales; Amoebophryaceae
Source: the annotation of a GenBank genome assembly
AUGAAACUAGCAGAUGUAAAACUUCGCAACCCAUUACUUCCAGACGGCGAGUUUGCGUUGGUCUCUGGCGACUUCGUUGACGAGCGGUCGGGCAAGCUGAAAACAACGGUGGACUUGACGACAGUACUCAGUUCGGCUCAGAAUCCGUCCGAUAGUCUAGGACUAGACGGUUUUCAGGUGAGCUACAAGAAGACCGUGACGAUCACGGAAGCAGCACCGGCAAAGCCCGCUGAAGUGAAGCUCGCAGCCGCGCCGGGGCCGUCCGAUGAUUUGAUGGACCUUUUGGAUGCUCCCUCGCCCGCGUCCGCACCUAUCGAUUUCGGCGACGACUUAUUGGGCGUUGGAACUUCCGCGAGCAGUAGCUCAACAAAACCGGAUGGCGCAGAGCACACGAUGACAACGCGCACUGAGGAGCAAACCGUCGUUCUGGCUGACAAUCUUCGAUUGCCCCUGCCCGCGACGGUAAUACUGGAAGCAAAGCGGUGGCAGGAAGAUGCGAUCGCGAGUUACAUCGGUGCGAACGCGAAAACGCACCUGACGACGCAGGCAGGCGAAGUUUGUCAGUUCCCGAUUCGGGACGGGCCGCAGGCGGAAGCAAUGCUGCCGAAACUUGUGGGCAAGGCCGCCGCGUGCUGCAACUUCCACGGUCUGCAGCAAGGCGCCGGAGCAGCGGCCGGUGCGGGUCCGAAGAAAUUCCUGCUCGUCAGUCAGGCUUCGGCGCACCAGGGGGCCGACGACGGUCCGCACUUGGUGGCGCUUUGCGCCGGCGCGGUAAAGGAUGUCGGGGAGCUCACAGUACGUGUGACCGUCAAGGGAAGCGAGCAAAGUGAAGUGGAGUCCGUAAAAGAGCAGCUGGUGCUUGCGCUCAAGGACUCAGUGGCUCUAGCUAACCUUGCUCCAGGCUGAGUCAUCCUUCUAUCGACGAGGUACCUGUGCUUCACCUCCUCGAGGUGCAGCGCGCCAGGCGGAUAUAUUCGAGUGGUUGGUCCGGAUUCUCGUACUACGCCAGAAAAGAAAAAAUACAGGAAGUCUGAGUUUGAAGUCAUAUAGAUGCUAUCACUUUCCAAGAAAAUAAUUCUGUCACCAUGCAUAAUCAUGGUCAUGCUUUCGUCAUAUACUGGAGGCUCCCAGCGCUGAAAAAACCUCUGCUUCGUUAAGCCAAAGAUGCAACUGCGAAGGACAUGAUGACACAUAUCUACGACGCGGAAGACUGG